Oncorhynchus mykiss (rainbow trout) is the source of this 3424-nucleotide messenger RNA. The record is from RefSeq and is a predicted model, not a curated record. Lineage: Eukaryota; Metazoa; Chordata; Actinopteri; Salmoniformes; Salmonidae.
UGGCCAUCUUAGAAGAAUUCAUAUCAGAAAAAAACUUCUGAAACUUUUACCGCCGAAAGUGCCAUUGUUUGGCGCCAUAGUACACGAUUCAUUCAACCGUUACUCCUUAAAUGUGCAAUACAGUUCUUGACUAUAUGCUUCUAGAGACAAUGUAUGCCUAGCCCUCCAUAGCCAUUAGCCUACAAUCACUCUACAUUACUAUUGUAUACGACCUUUUCAACGAAUGAGUAAUUCGUUCAUUUAAUGGUAGGCUAAACAAAACAACUCAUAUUUUCUCUCCUUGGAGGUUGAUGUUUACAGUAACAGUAACCACUGGCGACGGAUAAAACAUGAGUGUAGCUUACUCUUGGGAGAGACACGCCAAAGCGAAGGGAACUAUGUCUUUUUAUUUGAUUUAAAGAAAAAGAGACCAGACAUUACUCAAAAACAUGCCAUUGUUAACAGAAGGUGAUAAUCAAGAGUAUUUCAUGAAGCAUCUCUGAAUGUAAUAAUGUCAGCUGAAAUCCCCAUGGACAACAAUAGCCUGAGAACAUGGUCAUCAGGUGGAUCGUUUGAGCCAGAGGCAGACCUGGGCCAGGUACAACGACAGGAGCCACAUAACACUGGAACACAUGACAUGGAUAACCAGAGGACCCACCUGAACCCUCAUGCAGCUGAGCUAGGCUCUAGUCCCCUGUCUCCAUCCCAUUCACUGAGCCAUGAUGCUGUUCUUAUAGAAAACCCACAGGAGGAUGCCUCAUCAUUACAAACUACACGACAACUAAUGCUACAGAGAGCUCUCCAGCAGGGCCCAGGGCAACAGGAGCAGCUAAUUCAACAGCAGGUGGAGCAGCUACACAGAAUUAUACAGGAGCAGAGCAGACUCCUCUCCCUCAUGGGGCCAGGACUGCUGUUAUCCCCCUCUCUCUCUGCCCAGUGGCUGGGCCUGAUGCCUGCUCUGGCUGCUGGAGUGGAUACCUCUGGUCUCUCUGCCAAUCCACAGAGGUCCAAUCCGAGAUCAAACGUUUACGCUUCACCUCCCUCAGGAGAUGGAUGGCUGCCUAAGACGGGUCCUGUUCUGACACAUUCCCUCCAUGAGAGCAUUCUUCCAAAUAAAGAUGGAAGAGAGCAGAGGAACCUCUCUCCUAUCAAAGAGGAAGCUGCAGAGCAGGGGGAAGACAAAGAAGUCUGUACUGUCAGCCCAUUUGGGACACGUAGACAGCCACCCAGAAGCCCAGAGGACAGACCCAUUAGGCCUGCUGUCAAAGAGAGAGAGAAAACAUUUCAGGAAUUUGUGGAGGAACAGCUGAAAGUUGAUGAAUAUGCACAGCAAAACAACAAGCAGGACAGCAGGGAGGCCAGGAGAGUCACAGAGAGAAGAUACUUCCUAAAGAAAGGGAAGGGCGUGUCCAGGAUAGAGAGGGGUAAGGACAGUGUGCAGCAGAAGACCUGGCGCAGGGCCUCCCUCUCACUCAGCCAGCAGCCCAGGAAGGUGAGUUAUGGCAGCCAGCAGAGACGCUCAUCAGCCCCCUCCCUGCAGCUCAGUGACAGGACCAGACUCAGGGUCAAGCCUUUACUGAUCUCCCAGAGGAGCUGCCCUGCUCUUUCUGAGUCCUGGGAAAAGACAACAGGACCUGCCACACGAGAGAGAGACAACAGAGUUAAUCAAACGGCCAGACAGGAUAGGACACCAAAGCCCACAGAAAAUACUCAAAGCAAGGCCUCUGAAAACACUGCAUCUAGUGUUGAUACUAGAGACAGGAGAGAUCUGUUGGGCGUUACAACAUCCCGUAAACGGCUUGUGAGAUCGCCGAGUUUGACCUCCGUGGAGCUAAGUGAUGAGGUGGUGUCACAGAAUCAUGUGUAUGCUGCUAUGAGGGACCUUGUCCAUGAACAACUUGAGGUGAAGGAGCCACAUUUGGCAUUGCAGCCUUUUGAUAGUACUGCACAACCAAACAACAUGGGCCAACCUAAUGUCAAAGCUCAGGCAGUAAAUGUUGGCUUCAAGACAGUCAACGACCACAUAGUUAGAGUCACUGAAAAUGGGCCGGUCUCAUCAGAGAAUGCAGAUGGGAAAAAGGUCACACACUCCAAUUUCACCAAUAUUUCAAAAUCUCAAAGCGGGUCUACAGCAGUGAUGUCUCUCCUAUCUCUGAGUAGUUCUAACAGUGACGAGGACAACCCUAACUCUCAGUGCCACCAGCAGCCCACCCUCCCGUCUCCCCCACGGCUCGGACACAAGGACCAGAACCUGGACCUGUCCGAUGGUGACUACGCCAGCGAUGCCCCCAGCGAGGCUGGGGAUAUUCUGCCCUCCAGACCUUUUCCCACCCACGGACCCACUCUCCACCACCACCACCCAUCUAGCUCCUGCUCCAGCAGUGACAGUGAAACAGAGCUCCGGGACAUAAACUGGCACAAGACAGAACCACGUCCAUUAUACCCACAGUCUGCAAGGAAAACAAGCACAGAGAGAGCCCUGCCACUGGGGAGCAGCAGCAGCAGGGGAACAGACAUAAAGUCAAAACGUCCCUCCUCUGCAGAGCUCAAACCCAGCAUGGUCCCUAAAGUAACAUCUAGAACUAAAGAGACCGUAAAGAGCAGACAUCACCAGGGUUUCAAGCUGGCAAAUCAGACCGUGUCAAAGCCACACAGCGGAAUAAAAGCAGAAGAGAAUCAUGAUUUGUUGGACAAGAUGAAAACGGAACAAGAGAGAGCAAUGGAACUCCUCAGAAAGAGAAUGGACCAAAUAGAGUGCUGUGACAGAGAUGGCCACCACAGCAGUUAUGGAUCCCCAUUCACCCAUACAGAAGGCCAGGUGUUGAAGAAUCAACCGUUUUCUGCUAAACUAGACGUUGGUGAUGGUCAGGAUCUCAGGCAGCAUAUUCUAGCUCUUCAGGAGCAGUUCUCUAGUCGGGAGUCCCACUGGUCCCAGGCUCAUCACCUGCUGCAGAACCAAGUGGAAGCCCUGACCAGAGAGAAUGUGGAGCUGCGUGACAAGCUCAGUGCUCCUGAACACAGCCACCAAGUGGCAGGGAGUAGUCCUGACACAGCCACUGCAUCUCACAUAGGGGCAGAGAGCGCUGUGUCUGAGGAUAUUCAUAGAGCUACUAGUCAGAGGAUAAGGGAGAGGAGAUCUUCAAGUUGUUCCAGUCACAGUGGAAACCCAGCCAGAAGGUCAACAGUUGGCAGUUUUCCAGCUGCAAAGUCCAAGGUGCAGAUUCCUGAUCAAAGAAAAUUGUCACAUAUGGUUUCUGAACCAGCUCCUUCAGUCGUCCACAGCAGAAGUGCUACUCCUGCAUUCAACAAACCACCUGUCCAGAAGAGGUUUGGGUCGGUCAGUGGAAAAGGAGACGGAGGCGAAAGGUCGACAGAGCAGGAGCGCCACACCAUCGGUCAGCAAAUACUCAAGCUCAGAGUCAGAACACAGGGUAAUGAAGCCUAG